AUGCACCUCCAAAAAAACAAAUCAAAGAUACGCGAGGACGUGCUCUUCCUGCGUAAUGACUGGCUCCGCUACGAACUUACCAGAUUCGACUUCAUCAUCACUCGUGACCGAAAAAACAACAUCAAUACCUUUCAAGUCAUUGAGACGGAGGGCUCUGGAGAUUUACAUGAAUUUGAUCCUACGCAGAAUGGUCUCUAUCAUAUUCAUAUCAAGAUUGAUGCCAACAGAUUUGCUAGUAUUAAUUUUGAUGUGAAGCCUGAAGGUUUCAUAAGAACACUUUCGGGACGUGGACAAGCAAGAGAGGUAUAA
Molecule: messenger RNA, 309 nt
Organism: Penicillium taxi
Lineage: Eukaryota; Fungi; Ascomycota; Eurotiomycetes; Eurotiales; Aspergillaceae
Product: Rieske iron-sulfur domain-containing protein
Exons: 3
Coding region: 1-309 (102 amino acids)
Source: RefSeq, a predicted model, not a curated record